GGGAAAUAAAGAGAAAACUUAGAAGAAAAUGAUGAAUGGUAGGAAAAGUGGAAGAAAAUGGUGUAUAUUUCGUUCUCACUAUUACUUCCACUCUCGUUCCCUUUGAAUCCCAAAAACCCAAAACGGUUUUCAGAAUGUCCUUACAAAUUCAAUUUCAGGAUUUCAUUGACGAUUCCCUCUUAUUCCUCUCAGGAAAGAAGCAUUGCACUGCCAGAAUAUGGGAAAUACGAGAGCGUUGGGACAGUGAGCACAGAAUCAAUCACAAACAAUCCCAAUGAAUGCAGCAAUUCACCAGAGAUUCGGCAGAGUGGCCUACCUCCUUUAGUCAGUGCAUUGAAAGCCUCAGCUGAAGAAAAUGCUGCUACUUUUCACUUUCCUGGACAUAACAGAGGCCAUGCUGCUCCUGCCUCGAUGACUCGACUCAUUGGAAGAAGACCAUAUGUUCAUGAUUUACCCGAGCUUCCUGAACUUGACAACCUCUUCUGUCCCCAAGGACCUAUAUUAGAAGCACAAACAGAAGCAUCCAAACUUUUUGGUUCAUCAGAGACAUGGUUUCUUGUCGGAGGUACUACUUGUGGGAUUCAGGCAGCAAUAAUGGCAACCUGUUCACCAGGAGAAUUUCUUAUUCUUCCUCGAAAUUGUCAUUUAUCAGCUAUAUCUGCCAUGGUAUUAUCCGGUGCAGUGCCUAAGUACAUUGUUCCUGACUAUAAAAAUGACUGGGACAUCGCUGGUGGUGUCACGCCAUUACAGGUAUUGAGUGCUAUCCAGGAACUAGAAUUGGAAGGAAAAAAAGCAGCAGCAGUUUUCAUCACUUCACCUACUUAUCAUGGUAUUUGCAGUAACUUGAGUGACAUUUCCGAGUUGUGUCAUUCCCGUAAAAUUCCUCUGAUUGUUGAUGAAGCUCACGGUGCACAUCUAGGAUUUCAUUCUGAACUGCCUAGCUCAGCCCUCCAGCAAGGGGCUGAUCUAACUGUACAGUCUACUCACAAGGUUCUUUGCUCUCUUACUCAGUCAUCUAUGCUGCACAUGUCAGGUGACAUUGUAGAUAAGGAAAAAAUAUCUAGGUGUCUCCAAACUCUCCAAAGCACAAGUCCUAGUUACCUUCUUUUGGCAUCCCUAGAUGCUGCCAGAGCUCAACUUAGUGAAAGCCCUGAUACUGUAUUCAACCAAGCGAUUGAAUUAGCAAAUGAAGCAAAGUCCUCUCUUAAACGAUUCCCUGGAAUCUUAGUGCUUGAGAAUUCUAGCUUUCUGACCAUUCGUGCAAUUGAUCCAUUGCGGCUUACUGUAGGUUUUUGGGAGCUUGGUUUAUCAGGUUACGAAGCGGAUGAAAUCUUAUAUCGGGAUUUUGGAAUUGUUUGUGAACUCGUUGGGAAUAAAUCUAUCACUUAUGCACUUAAUCUUGGAACCUGUAGGGACCAUGUCCAAAGGCUUUUAUCGGGAAUAAAGCAUCUAGCUGCAACAUAUCCUUCCAUUCAGCAACCUAAAGACGAAGUACUUACUGAACACACACCCUUUGAUGAUAUAAUCACAAGCUUGACCCCCAGAGAUGCAUUUUUUGCAAGCAAAAGAAAAGUAACGAUAAAGGAGAGCAUUGGUAAGGUUUCGGGGGAGCUUAUUUGUCCAUAUCCUCCAGGCAUACCUGUAUUGAUUCCCGGUGAGGUUAUUACUGAGAGAGCCGUCAAUUAUCUACUCCAUGUAAGAAGCAAAGGUGCUGAUAUUAGUGGAGCAUCUGAUCCCUUACUUUCUUCUAUAGUUGUCUGCAAUGUACAUAAAAAACAGCUGGUCUCAUAAUAAUUGAGAAAUAUUUCACACAGCUGAAGAAACUCUUAGGUAUUUAUUCAACUAACUAAUGCUAGCAAUGGCUGUUGAUGUAGGUAGAUUUUCUCUAAUUGGAAUGGAUUGAAAUAAAAGAGCCAUUCUGAAUUUUGUCUAGUGAAAAUCUUCCAGAUUUCAAUGCUUUAGAUAUGGGUCAGAGUCAUUGGAAAAGAAAUGUCUUAAGUAAUGUCACUGUUCUGUUUAAAAUGACUCCUUAUUGGAUAUUUAAAUAUUUGGCAGAAAUCGCCACCUCAUUGUUU
Molecule: messenger RNA, 2075 nt
Organism: Medicago truncatula (barrel medic)
Lineage: Eukaryota; Viridiplantae; Streptophyta; Magnoliopsida; Fabales; Fabaceae
Product: arginine decarboxylase
Exons: 4
Coding region: 58-1791 (577 amino acids)
Molecular function (GO): catalytic activity
Source: RefSeq, a predicted model, not a curated record